CGCUGACAGUGAUCUGGUGCUUUGGUGACCAUCCGUGAGCCCGAGAAUGAAGAUCCUCCUCUUCUUCACCCUCCAGCUGAUCUCAGGUCAAGUGGGCUGCGUUUACGUAAUUGGCUACCCAGGGGGUGACGUCCUAAUUUACUGCGAAGACAUCAAAUAUGGAUUUAAUGAAAAAUAUUUCUGUAAGUUAAAGCAAAACCAGUGCGAAGACAGAAUAGUCACUCAAGCCCAGAACAGGUGGAAUCAUACCGAGAGGUUCUCUCUGUAUGAUGCCCAUGGUGAGAACUUCGGUGGACUCUUAGUGGUGACUGUCAAACAACCCAGUUUGCAGGACGCUGGAUCUUAUCAGUGUGGAGAGACUGGAGCGUGGAAUCACACUGUGAAGCUGACACUGAACUCAGGUGAAAAAGACCCAACAAAGAAACCAGAAAGCACAGUGGAAACAACAACAGAGGAAUCAAAAUGUAAAUUUCAGAGUGUCUUUUCUGGCCCUGUCAUCAUCACUGUGUGUGUCUGUGUGACUGUCCUGCUGAUUGGAGGGUCAGCACUGAUCUAUAAAUUGGUACACAACAAAACACCAGGGUCUGUUUCUAGAGACUCACGUGCAGGAACAAACAGAACCGCUGACCGACACUAUGAAAAUGCAUCAUUUGAAGAUCAGAAUAUUGUCAUUGGUCAAGACAACCAGGACCGACAUCCCAACACCACCCAAUCACAUUCAGCCUACCUCACUCUAAACCCCAUCAACAACCAAUCACAUUCAGGAUAUCAGACUCUAAACCCCACCGCCAUCCAGUCACAUUCAGGAUAUCAGACUCUAAACCCCACCGCCAUCCAAUCACAUUCAGGAUAUCAGACUCUAAACCCCACCACCAUCGAGUCACAUUCAGGAUAUCAGACUUUAAACCCCACCACCAUCCAAUCACAUUCAGGAUAUCAGACUCUAAACCCCACCGCCAUCCAAUCACAUUCAGGAUAUCAGACUCUAAACCCCACCACCAUCGAGUCACAUUCAGGAUAUCAGACUUUAAACCCCAUCACCAUCCAAUCACAUUCAGGAUAUCAGACUCUAAACCCCACCACCAUCCAAUCACAUUCAGGAUAUCAGACUCUAAACCCCACCACCCUCCAAUCACAUUCAGGAUAUCAGACUCUAAACCCCACCACCAUCCAAUCACAUUCAGGAUAUCAGACUCUAAACCCCAGCACCAAACAAUCACAUUCAGGAUAUCAGACUCUAAACCCCACCACCAUCCAAUCACAUUCAGGAUAUCAGACUCUAAACCCCAACACCAACCAAUUACGUUCAACAUACCAAAGUCUAAAGCCCAAUAUCAACCAAUCACAUUUAGCAUACCAAAAUCUAAACAUCAACACCACCCAAUUACAGUUAGCAUACCAGACUCUCAAACCAUCAACAACCAAUCACAUUCCGCAUACCAGACCCUAAACCCCAACACCAAACAAUCAUGUUCAGGAUACCUCGUUCUAAAUCCGAACAACCAAUCACAUUCAGCCUACCUAAUUCUCAGCCCCAACCCCAACCAAUCACAUUCAGCCUACAUCACUCUACACCCCAACACCAACCAAUCAUGUUCGGCCUACCUGACUCUACACCCCAAAACCAACCAAUCGUGUUCAGUCUACCUCAUUCUAAACCCCAACAAACAACAAUCCCAGUCAACAUAUGUCCCUUUAAACUGUAUUCAGGUUCAGCAUAGUUGACUCUAAACCACUCAUUUCUUUGGGUUAUGACGGCUUAUAAGUCUUAGUACUGUCUGAUUGUUCUGUAACUGUGAAAAUGAAUCUACUCAAUAAAUAAAUAAGAUUGAAAUGUA
Molecule: messenger RNA, 1838 nt
Organism: Pygocentrus nattereri (red-bellied piranha)
Lineage: Eukaryota; Metazoa; Chordata; Actinopteri; Characiformes; Serrasalmidae
Exons: 7
Coding region: 47-1450 (467 amino acids)
Source: RefSeq, a predicted model, not a curated record